AUGAGCAGCGCGACCCUCCUCAGUCUCCAGCCCUCAGGCACUCUGCUUGCUCCCGUCCAGGUGCUCCCCAGGAACCUCGCGCCUCUGCGGGGCCUCGCAGGGAUUCCGGCCGCCCUCCACAGACCCCUGAGCUUGGACGCACCCAGCUCGGCGGACUCCAGCCUCGUGGCCAAAGGAGGGACACAGGUGCUCCCCAGGAACCUCGCGCCUCUGCGGGGCCUCGCAGGGAUUCCGGCCGCCCUCCAUAGACCCCUGAGCUUGGACGCGCCCAGCUCGGUGGACUCCAGCCUCGUGGCCAAAGGAGGGACACAGGACAGCGACGGUCACUUUCCAGUGCCGGGAGUGUGUUGCUGCGCCGCGGUGCCAGCACGUCGUUCAAACCCUGGGCCGGCGGUGCCGCCACAGCAGGCAGCUCCAUCUGUCCUCCCUCCCCCAUGCAGGUUGCUGAAGGAGCAGGAGGAGAAGGAAAACAAGAUUGCCUCUCUGAUCGUGGAGCAGUCCGACGAGAAGCAGCUGUGGGAGAUGGAGCUUUAUAAGCUGAAGAACCAGCACAAUGAAAUCAACAGGAACAUUCUGGAGGAGAUGGAACGGGCCUGGAAGGCAGAGAUCCUGUCCCUAGAGAGCCGGAAGGAGCUGCUGGUGCUGAAACUAGAAGAAGCAGAAAAAGAAGCAGAGCUACACCUCACCUACCUCAAGUCUGCGCCGCCCACACUGGAGACGAUGAGGCCAAAGCAGGAGUGGGAGAUGAGGCUGAACAGGAUACGGAUGACCAGGGAAAGAGUCCGAGAUCAGUUCAAUGACCACAUUCAGAUGGUGAGAAACGGCACGAAGCUGAGCAGCCUCCCACAGAUCCCAACCCCCAUGCUGUCCCCCCUGCCCUCCGAGACAGAUUUCAUGCUGACGGCAUUUCAGCUCAACCCCUCCCUUACUCCCCGGCUCCUGUUUCCCAUCGGACCAGUCCCCGUUCCCAUGGUGAUGCCGAGCACGGAUCCUCGGGUGCUCUCCUUUCCCCUCCCGAACCCCGCCAUCUCCAGGCCCAAGCAGCCCUCCCCGCCACUCCCCGCUUCCCAGGGAAGAAACAGUCCGGUGGUGGCAUCGUUUCUCAUCAAGCACAGGCCCCACGUGCCUCCCGCCGCCUCCAUCCCUCCUCCGCCUGGCCUGGGCAGGGUCAGCGUUGCGCCAGAGUUCCACAGGCUGCAGCCAGCCGAUAAGCUGGAGAAGCUGCUGGAGAAGCUCUUGGCUCGGUUUCCGCAGUGCAACAAGGCCCAGCUCACCAACAUCCUGCAGCAGAUCAAGAUGGCCUGGAGGACCAUGGUGGGUCUGACCAUGGAGGAGCUGAACCAGCUGGUGGCAGCCAGGCUGGCGGAGCAGCAGGAGCGGGCGGUGGCCGGGGCGCAGGUGGAGGCCGGGCUGCUCACGGGAGGCUGCUGAGGGGGACAAGGAACUGGCAGGGUG
Athene cunicularia (burrowing owl) is the source of this 1455-nucleotide messenger RNA. RefSeq names its product ring finger protein 214 (gene RNF214). Bases 1 to 1431 code for a protein of 476 amino acids. NCBI's taxonomy places the organism in Eukaryota, Metazoa, Chordata, Aves, Strigiformes, Strigidae. Gene Ontology annotation, molecular function: ubiquitin-protein transferase activity. The record is from RefSeq and is a predicted model, not a curated record. The transcript is spliced from 9 exons.